CCUCUUCCCGUUUCCGUUAGCUGGUCAUCUUCUCUCUUUCCUUUUGGCGGGAGGUGGCCCCUCAUGCCAAUCUCUUUCUCAUAAAUACUACACCUACCAUACCCAAGACACCAUCCCAUCCUCCUUCAACCUCCACGCCUUAACCCUCAGUACUGUACUAAUUUCUUGCUCGCUCCUUUUCUCCCCGCAAUAGCCUUACCGUACCAAAACCAGUCAACCCAAUCGUCCAAUCACGUCGAUCGGAAUGAAAGACAAUAAGAGUGUGCCGUUCUCUGUCGUAAUCUCCUUCUACUUCUUCGUCCUUCAUUUUGGAAUCUUGGUAAAACUCGCUCUCUCUCUAUCCCCAGACGGCCUGUCGUUGCUGUCUCUUAAAUCUGCCGUGGAUCAACCACCGGAUGGUUUGACUUUCUCCGACUGGAACGAGAAUGACACUACGCCUUGCCGUUGGAGUGGCAUUUCCUGCAUGAACAUCACGGGGUUCCCCGACCCCCGUGUCGUCGGGAUCGCCCUUGCCGGGAGGAAUCUUCGGGGUUAUAUUCCUUCCGAGCUAGGGACCCUGGUUUUUCUCCGGCGACUCAACAUACACAGCAACAACUUCUACGGUUCAUUACCUUCCCAGCUCUUCAACGCUACCUCGCUGCACAGCCUCUUCCUCUACGGUAAUAAUCUCUCCGGUUCUCUUCCUCCUUCGAUUUGCAACCUCCCAAGGCUCCAAAACCUCGAUCUCUCAAACAAUUCUCUCUCCGGACCAAUUCCGAAAGCCCUAAAGAAUUGCAAGCAGUUGCAGCGGCUGAUUCUCGCGAGAAACCAGUUCUCCGGCAGUAUUCCGACGGGAUUUUGGCCGGACAUGGAGAACCUGGUCCAACUCGAUCUCUCGGCGAAUAACCUCAACGGAUCGAUUCCGGAAGAUAUUGGCGAGCUCAGCUCUCUCUCUGGCACUCUGAAUCUCUCGUUCAAUCAUUUAUCAGGUAAACUCCCGAAAUCGCUGGGGAAUUUACAGGUGACAGUGAGCUUCGAUCUCCGAAACAAUAAUCUGAGCGGCGAAAUACCUCAAACGGGGUCGUUUGCGAACCAGGGACCCACCGCGUUCCUCAACAAUCCUAUGCUUUGUGGUUUUCCUCUGCAAAAAACGUGCCGCAAUUCCGACCAAGCAUCGGCGUAUAGUCCAAAUUCGGCUCCAAACAUUGAGAAUGGUACAAGAAAAGGUCUAAGCCCCGGUUUGAUCAUACUGAUCUCAGUAGCUGACGCAGCUGGAGUUGCAUUCAUUGGCCUCGUAAUAGUUUACGUAUACUGGAAAAAGAAAGACAAUUCAAAUGGCUGUAGCUGCACUGGGAAAAGCAAAUUCGGAGGAAACCACAAAAUGCAGCUCUGUGCUUGUUGCAUGUGCGCCAAUGGCUUCAAAAACGAGGACUCUGAAUUGGAGGACCGUGAGAAGUCAGAGGCAGUGAAAGGAGGGGAAGGAGGAGAGCUAGUGGCUAUUGAUAAAGGGUUUACGUUCGAGCUGGACGAGCUGCUGAGGGCAUCGGCGUACGUGCUGGGGAAGAGUGGGUUUGGGAUAGUGUACAAGGUGGUCCUGGGGAACGGGAUUCCGGUGGCGGUGCGGAGAUUGGGAGAGGGAGGCGAUCAGCAGAGGUACAAGGAAUUCGUUGCGGAGGUGCAGGCCAUUGGGAGGGUCAAGCACCCCAAUGUCGUGAGGCUGAGAGCUUACUAUUGGGCUCCCGAUGAGAAGCUUCUGAUCAGCGAUUUCAUCUCCAAUGGCAACCUGGCUUCCGCUCUCCGAGGGAGAAGUGGUCAGCCGUCCACGAGUCUCUCAUGGUCAACCAGGCUGAAAAUUGCAAAGGGAGCAGCAAGGGGCUUGGCCUACCUCCACGAAUGCAGUCCAAGAAAGUUUGUGCACGGUGACAUCAAACCAUCUAACAUCCUCAUUGACAAUGAAUUCCAAUCGUACAUCUCUGAUUUUGGCCUCCACCGAUUGAUUAGCAUCACUGGGAACAACCCCUCCUCCUCUGGCGGCUUCAUGGGCGGAGCUCUCCCUUACCUGAAGUCAGUCCAAACCGAGCGAACCAACAACUACAAGGCCCCUGAGGCUCGUGCACCGGUUAGUAGACCCGCCCAAAAAUGGGAUGUCUAUUCGUUUGGAGUUGUGCUACUUGAAAUGCUUACCGGGAAGUCCCCGGAGCUUUCUCCGACCACUUCUACAUCGGUGGAAGUCCCAGACCUAGUAAGGUGGGUGAGAAAGGGAUUUGAGGAAGAAAAGCCCCUCUCGGAGAUGGUCGAUCCAAUGUUGCUACAAGAGGUGCAUGCCAAGAAAGAGGUGCUGGCAGUGUUCCAUGUAGCCCUUGCGUGCACUGAGGCAGACCCCGAGAUUCGGCCUCGGAUGAAAAAUGUUUCCGAGAAUCUUGAAAGGAUUGGAACGUAGAGAAAGUGGUGGCCUACCCUUAUGCAUGGUGUUGGUGCUGAGAUUUUGCUCAUGUGCACAAGGCACUUCAUUGUCCCCACGGUGUUUUUGGCUGAAAGGUUGUGGUAGGAUUCAGAAUUUUGCUUCGGGCCGCCAGAUAAUAUUGAAAAGGCUAACGUUUUGCGGACAAGUGGAACAACAGUUCUGGAGAUGAUCUGGUUAUACAUUUGCUUUCCCUUUUCUUUUCUUUUAUUGUGACAAUUGUAAGGAAGUAGCUAUAUUUUGUAAUUCGAAAUUUUACCCUUGUCUCUUUAGCAAGUGAUUGUAACAAUAAUGUUUUUCAUGUCCUUUAUAUUUAAGUAUUUUUCCCCCACA
Juglans microcarpa x Juglans regia is the source of this 2773-nucleotide messenger RNA. Its product is annotated as receptor protein kinase-like protein ZAR1. The coding region runs from base 245 to 2419 and encodes 724 amino acids. The record is from RefSeq and is a predicted model, not a curated record. Gene Ontology annotation, molecular function: protein binding; ATP binding; protein kinase activity. The transcript has 2 exons. Gene Ontology annotation, biological process: protein phosphorylation. Lineage: Eukaryota; Viridiplantae; Streptophyta; Magnoliopsida; Fagales; Juglandaceae.